UUCUUCUCAUCUUCUCAUACUUGUUCAUGGCUGCGCUUAUCCCUCUUUCAAUCCAUUCCCAGCCCACACACACAAUCACACCAGGCCAAAAUCUCACUGAUUCGGAGCGCAUGGUCUCUGCAAAUGGUGUAUUCACACUAGGGUUCUUCAGCCCUGGUAAGUCUAAGCACCGUUACUUAGGCAUGUGGUACACCAAAGACGAAGCUCAGAGAGUGGUUUGGGUUGCUAAUAGGUUAAUCCCCAUCACCAACUCAUCGGGAGUUCUCACUAUCGGGGAUGAUGGGAGACUGAAAAUUAAGCAGAGUGGGGGAUUGCCCAUUGUCUUGAAUACAGAUCAAGCUGCCAAGCACAAUGCCACAGCCACUUUGCUGGAUUCCGGAAACCUUGUUCUUACACAUAUGAUCAAUGAGACUGGAGCUUUCAAAAGGGAGACAGUAUGGCAAAGUUUUGAUCACCCUUCAGACACGCUCCUCCCGGGAAUGAAACUUGCUGUGAACCUUAAGGUUGGAAGUAACCGGUCGCUGACUUCAUGGUUAAGCCAUGAAGUCCCCGCACCAGGAGCUUUCACUCUAGGCCUGGACCCGACAGUGGAUGAUUCAUGCCAAGUAGUGAUAUGGAGGCGCGGGAUUGUCCUCUGGACGAGUGGCAUCUGGGAAGACAAUAGUACCCAUUUUGAGGAUUGGUGGAAUACCUAUAAUGUUAGCUUUGCUUGUGUUGUUGUAAGCAAGUAUGAGAAGUAUUUCAAUUAUACAUAUGCAGAUCAUAGCCAUCUUUCAAGGUUGGUGAUGGGUGCAUGGAGACAGGUCAAAUUUAAUAGCUUUUCUGAGUUUGCGAUUACUCUAUGUGAAGGUAGAAAUCCAAUUCUAAGUUCUGGGUGUGUGGAGGAGGAAUCCAAGUGUGGAAGGCACCAUAGAACUGCGUUCAGGUUUAAGAACAAAUACAUGAAAAGAAGAGCAGAAUACGGUGAUGAUGAUCCCAACUUGGGUAUCGCUGAUUGCGAUGCCAAGUGCAAGGAGAAUUGCUCUUGUAUUGCUUAUGCUUCGGCUCACAAAAAUGGAACCGGAUGUCAUUUUUGGCUUCAAAAUAGUCCUCCCGUGGAGGGGGCAAUUCUUGGGUUGGAUGCCUAUGUUUCAGAUCAGGAACUGAAUAAAGGAAGCAAUUACAAUUGGAUAUCGUAUGCUACAGCGAUCAUAUUUGUUCCAACAAUGCUUUACUGUGUCAUCUGUUGCAGUUAUACAAAAAGUAAAAUAGCCCCAGGGAACGAAAUUUUCCAUGAUGACUUUGUUCAUGAGUUAGAUACUGAUGGAUCAACUUCGGAAAAAACUAGCAAAAAGUGUGCUGAAUUGCAACGUUUCAGUUUUUCCGAUAUUACAGUUGCGACUAAAAAUUUCUCAUCUAAAAACAAGCUCGGAGAAGGUGGAUUUGGACCCGUUUACAAGGGUAAGUUAUCAGAGGGUCAAGAAAUUGCAGUCAAAAGACUUUCAAGAGGUUCAGUGCAAGGACUAUUAGAGUUCAAGAAUGAGAUUGCACUAAUUUCAAAGCUCCAACAUACUAACCUUGUUAAGCUUUUGGGUUAUUGCAUUGAUCGAGAAGAGAAGAUGUUAAUCUAUGAAUACAUGCCUAACAAAAGCUUGGACUUCUUCAUCUUUGAUCCAACAAGAAAAGAAUUGCUAGAUUGGAAGAAAUGUUUUAGCAUCAUUGAGGGGAUUGCUCAAGGACUACUCUAUCUUCAUAAGUACUCCAGACUAAGGGUGAUUCAUAGAGACUUAAAAACAAGUAAUAUUUUAUUAGAUAACGACAUGAACCCUAAAAUUUCAGAUUUUGGCAUGGCAAAAAUGUUUAGACAAGAUCAAUCGAGGGCAAAUACAAAUAGGGUCGUGGGCACAUUUGGUUAUAUGUCUCCAGAGUAUGCCAUGGAGGGCAUUUUCUCAGUGAAAUCUGAUGUCUUCAGCUUUGGAGUCAUACUUCUAGAGAUCAUAAGUGGAAGGAAAAACACUAGCUUUUAUCAAUCUCAGCAACAUAUCAAUCUCAUUGGAUAUGCAUGGAACUUGUGGAAAGAAGGCAAAAUUUUGGAGCUGAUUGAUUCAAAAACAUGCAGCGCAUUUUCUGGAGACCAAAUGCAUAGGUGCAUUCAUGUGGCUCUUCUAUGUAUACAAGAAAAUGCAAUGGACCGACCCACUAUGUUGAAUGUCGUUUUUAUGCUUCGAAAUGAAAUGACAGUACCACUGCCUACUCCAAAAAGACCAGCCUUUUCUUUUGAGAGUUGUGAGAUUGGGGCCAAUGGGACUCAUAAGCUAUUAGAAGAUCAUUCAUCAAGCACUUUAUCCAUGUCUACAUGAAAUUAGAAAUAUUUUUAGGUUUCCAUUAGCAUCUUGAAAUAAUAUUUUGUUGGUAUUUAUUAAAUAUAUUGGUAUAGACAUACAAAAUGUGUGUAU
This is a messenger RNA of Vitis riparia (riverbank grape), 2435 nucleotides long. Its product is annotated as G-type lectin S-receptor-like serine/threonine-protein kinase CES101. Lineage: Eukaryota; Viridiplantae; Streptophyta; Magnoliopsida; Vitales; Vitaceae. Gene Ontology annotation, molecular function: protein serine/threonine kinase activity; ATP binding. The coding region runs from base 27 to 2339 and encodes 770 amino acids. Gene Ontology annotation, biological process: protein phosphorylation. The transcript is spliced from 7 exons. The record is from RefSeq and is a predicted model, not a curated record.